AUGAAGUUCACUCUCUCCGCCGUCGUUGUUCUCGCCCUUGCCGCCUCCCAGGCUGCCGCCGUCGUCCCCAUCCCCGUCAAGGAGUGCACCCACUCCUACGUUGUCGAACCCGGCACCCCUAACUGCGAGGCCUUCGCUACCAAGUUCGGCGUCACCUUCGCCGAUCUCCUCAAGUGGAACGACAAGUUGCGCCCAGACUGCCUUAACUUGGACGUCGGCUUCCCCAUCUGUGUCUCCGUUACCAAGGGCGACUGCUGCCUCAAGGAGAACCCCAAGGGAGCCCUCGUUCCCCAGGACGGCGUCCCCCCCCAGCCCAACCUGUGGGAUCCCGCUCCUUACACCAAGGGUCCCGCCGCCACCCCUACCCCCACCUCCAGCGGCGUCGUGACCACUCCCGCCGCCACCGGAACCUCUGUUGUGGCCCCCGUCAACGGAACUGCUUCCACUGCUUCCCCUACCUCGGCUGCUACCGUUCCCCCCACCACCAUCACCACAUCUUCUGGCACUACCCCUACCCCCAAGGUUCCCGCUGGUGGUAAUAGCGCUGCUUCUAGCUCCAAGGCUUCCAUGGUCUUGGCUGCAGCCGGUGUUGUCCUCUCGGUCGCUUACAUGCUUUAA
Molecule: messenger RNA, 618 nt
Organism: Linnemannia hyalina
Lineage: Eukaryota; Fungi; Mortierellomycota; Mortierellomycetes; Mortierellales; Mortierellaceae
Source: the annotation of a GenBank genome assembly